Chaetomium globosum CBS 148.51 is the source of this 249-nucleotide messenger RNA. RefSeq lists its product as uncharacterized. NCBI's taxonomy places the organism in Eukaryota, Fungi, Ascomycota, Sordariomycetes, Sordariales, Chaetomiaceae. Gene Ontology annotation, cellular component: nucleosome. The record is from RefSeq and is a predicted model, not a curated record. The coding region runs from base 1 to 249 and encodes 82 amino acids. The transcript is spliced from 2 exons. Gene Ontology annotation, molecular function: structural constituent of chromatin; protein heterodimerization activity; DNA binding.
AUGCUCAAGCUCCCCUUCUCCCGCCUGGUCCGCGAAAUCGCCCUCCAAUACCAGCCCUCCGCCGAGGAGCUGCGCUGGCAGUCGCAGGCGAUCCUGGCCCUGCAGGAGGCCGCCGAGGCCUUCCUUGUGCACCUGUUCGAGGACACCAACCUGUGUGCCAUCCAUGCCAAGCGCGUCACCAUCAUGCAGAAGGACAUCCAGCUCGCCCGCAGGAUACGCGGUGUCUGGGGCGGUGCUGGGUGGGUGUGA